AUGCUAGAUGAACAACAAAUUGCUGAAAAGGCAAACGAUCUAGAAAAAGGUGAUCAAUCAGGUCUAUCAAACGGCGAUACACAAGCAGAACCAAGAAGUGAAGGUGAUGCACCCAUAACGACAAAGAGACCUAAUUAUGAUGAAGAAGAAUUUCCAGAAGGUGGUUUACGAGCAUGGACGGUCGUCUUUGGAUGUUCGCUUGUGAUGGCUUUCUCAUUUGGAUAUUUGAACGCAUUUGGUGUUUUUCAAAGUUAUUAUGCUGAAACGUAUUUACGUGGAUAUACACAAAGUGAUAUAGCAUGGAUUGGUGCGUUACAAUACUUUUUCAUCUUUGGAAUGGGUUUGUUUGCAGGACGUGCUUUCGAUUUAGGAUUUUUUAAACCUUUGAUGGCUUUUGCAAUCUUAUUGGCAACUUUUAGUCAAAUGAUGUUAUCACUUUGUACAUCUUAUUAUCAAAUCAUUCUCGCUCAAGGCGUUGGAGUUGGAAUAGCGAUGGGAUUAUCGUUCAAUCUUGCCGUUACCGUUCCAACUCACUGGUUCAAGAGAAAGAGAGCAACGGCAUUAGGUGUCAGUGCAGCAGGAUCAUCGAUUGGGGGCGUAAUCUUUCCAGUCAUGCUAACAAAGCUAUUUAAAGAGAUUGGAUUUCCAUGGACAAUGCGGAUGAUCGGUUUCGGAUAUCUCCUACUUGUUGGAGCUGCUUGGUUUAUGAUGGAUACCAGGCUACCACCAUUGGCUAGCGUGAAAGAAGGAGGGUGGCGUAAAGUGAAAUGGUUCGAUCCAUCUGCUUUUCGUAAUCCGGCAUAUUCGAUGUUUGUUGCGGGCAACUUGAUCGUCUUCUUUGGUCUUUAUACGCCAUUCGUUUAUAUGGACUUAUUCACUGAAUCAUAUCAUAUUCCUGCAAGUGGUUAUUGGAUCAGUAUCUUGAACGCAGCUUCAACGUUUGGAAGAGUGAUUCCGGGUAUAUUGGGUGACAAAUUUGGUAGAUUCAACACACUUCUACCACAUAUGAUUUUGGCAACUAUAUUCUUAUUCUUAUUCCCGCUAUUCACAAAUUUGUCCCUCAUCCUUUUCGCAUUGGCUUUCGGUUAUGCAUCAGGAUGUUUUGUCAGCAUUAUCGCUCCAUGUGCCGUUCAACUUGGAUCGAUCGAUACGGUUGGAACGAGAACGGGAAUGAUGUUAAGCAUCAUGAGCAUCGGUGGAUUGUUGGGAACGCCAAUCUCUGGAUUCAUUCUAGGAGAAGCACAGCCUUAUAGAUGGUGGCCAACAGCUGGAUACUCGGGUGGAAUGUGUUGUGUGGGCACAGCACUUUGUAUCGCUGCAAGACAAUAUGCCGUAAAGGGAAAACUCAAAGCGCAUUUCUGA
Molecule: messenger RNA, 1362 nt
Organism: Meira miltonrushii
Lineage: Eukaryota; Fungi; Basidiomycota; Exobasidiomycetes; Exobasidiales; Brachybasidiaceae
Product: MFS general substrate transporter
Exons: 1
Coding region: 1-1362 (453 amino acids)
Biological process (GO): transmembrane transport
Cellular component (GO): fungal-type vacuole membrane
Molecular function (GO): transmembrane transporter activity
Source: RefSeq, a predicted model, not a curated record